Molecule: messenger RNA, 1500 nt
Organism: Symbiodinium sp. CCMP2592
Lineage: Eukaryota; Dinophyceae; Suessiales; Symbiodiniaceae
Source: the annotation of a GenBank genome assembly
AUGCUAUCCCAUCCAGUAGCGACACGUCUGGCAGAGCGGAUCUCACCGGCCAAGUCCGUUUCGCUGCGGGCGGCCUGUACCGGCUGUGCUGGUGUGGCGAGCUGCUGCAGGAUGCAAAUGCCUCAGGUCUUCUGGGCAAUGGUAGCCAGCAGUGCAGAUCGGAGUGGACAUGGGUGCCCUGACGAUGCUGGGCCCGGCACCUCUGCAGCAAGACCGAACUUGCGUAGCGGGCGGAAGCUGCCUCCUUGGGGCUUCCUGGGAACCAGCAUGGAUGCAGGUUCCUUGCUGCUCCUAGACACCUGUGGGGUCGCUGCUUCGGCGGACUUCGGAGAACCAGGACGCCCGGGUCAGCCCAGGGGCCCUACCGUGGCAGCUCUGCUAGCGUCGGGUGCCGCUUUUCGCUGGGAGGCAGAAGUUCCUGCUGCCCCUUCUGGAGGAAGCUUCCGACUCUGUUGGUGUGUUGAGAAGCUGCCCCAAAACUUGACCAACUACACGAGCUGUGCCAUUUCAUCCGACUUCACUGUGGACAUGGGGAUGUUGCACGUCAUGGGUCCUCUUGCAGGGGACACGCAGCAGCAAUUCACAUGCGUCGGCGGCCAGCGCUGCACUUUAAGUCCUAUCAGGGGCUUGGAUCUGCUGCCCGGAGAUCGGGUCUUGGUCAUGGACACCUGUGGCGUUCAGGAGAUGCCGGCCGAUGUAUCCGGUACUUUCGGCGUCGGUGGUCUUCGUAAUUCUGUGCUGGUGUGGGAUGUUGAGGCGGCUCCCCUUCCCGGUGGGCAAUAUCGACUGUGUUGGUGUAGGAGCCAAAGCAUGUCCACAUCAAAUCACACUUCCAAAGUACCUGCGGAUAGCAAAACGGAUGCUGGUGGAGUCAGUAUAUUAUCCCCCGCAUUGCAUCAGCAUCGAACGUGUGUCAGUGAACAAACUUGCUCCCUGGACGGAAUCACUGGUAACUCCUUGUCCCCGGGCGAUGCAAUCACGGCCUCAGACACAUGCGGAGCUCCCUCGGGUGUCAUCAAUAUCCUGGCGACAGCAGCCGUUGUCUCACACAGUGGUGCUGCAGCUAGAUGGGAUGCAGCUGUGGUGACCGCGGCUGGUGGCAUCUACCGACUGUGUUGGUGCGCCGGCCUGCGCGUUGAGGAAGGCUUUACCAACUCUUCGUCAUGCCGAACUCCGGUGGGCUUCACCGUGGACUUUGGGGACCUGCAUCUUAUUGGGCCUAAUCCGUUGGACGCCACUCGCACCUGCAUUUCUGGACCAUGUGUGACAGCGGCUUUGGAAGGCUUUCACCUGUCCGUUCACGACCGCUUCGUGAUUCUGGACACCUGCGGUCAAAGGCUUGCCGUGGUUGCAGGCGCAGGCUUUGGAGCGCCACUUGGAGGUCAGGCAAGCAAUGGCACCCUGGCUGGUGGGACUAUCGAGUGGGACACGCGCGUCUCUGGUGAUGUGAUGGGAGGCCAAUACCGAACCUGCACAUUAUUGGGCCGUCUCCAUUGCUAA